ACAGCGCACAUGGGGGUUGAGUAAAAAAAAAAAAAGGUGGAAGCCACGUUGACACAAGAAGUGGGUAUUUUUUCGUGUCCCGAGAAAUAAAGGUCACGUCGACAAUUGUCUCUUCAUCUGUAACGUCAACAGUCGUGAACGCCACAUCAUUUGUCAGGAUGAGCGUUGGAUUCAUUGGAGCAGGCCAGCUGGCUCAUGCACUUGUGAAAGGUUUCACUGCCGCAGGUGUGAUCGCAGCCCACAGGAUCACAGCCAGCUCCCCAGACACAGACCUGCCCACAGUGACGGGGCUGAGGAAAAUGGGGGUGAAUCUGACCACGAGCAACAAAGAAACGGUCAACAGGAGCGACGUUCUGUUUCUGGCUGUGAAGCCCCACAUCAUCCCCUUUGUCCUGGACGAGAUCGGACCGGACAUCGAAGACCGCCAUCUCAUCGUCUCCUGCGCUGCAGGCGUUACCAUCAGCUCCAUAGAGAAAAAGCUGCUGCAGCACCGUUCGGCUCCCAGAGUCAUGAGGUGUAUGACCAACACUCCUGUCGUGGUGCGAGAGGGCGCCACCGUGUACGCCACGGGAACGCAUGCAGAGGUGGAGGAUGGGAAGCUGCUGGAGCAGCUGAUGGCCAGUGUUGGGUUCUGCACAGAGGUGGAGGAGGACCUGAUUGAUGCCGUGACUGGACUGAGUGGCAGUGGACCCGCCUACGCCUUCACAGCCCUGGACGCUCUUGCAGACGGAGGAGUGAAGAUGGGUCUGCCCCGGAGGCUCGCCGUCAGACUCGGAGCUCAGGCUCUCUUGGGAGCAGCCAAGAUGCUGCUGGACUCUGAGCAGCACCCCGGCCAGCUGAAGGACAACGUCUGCUCACCAGGGGGCGCCACCAUCCACGCCCUGCACUUCUUGGAGAGCGGUGGCUUCAGAAGCCUCCUGAUCAACGCGGUGGAGGCUUCAUGCAUCAGGACCAGGGAGCUGCAGUUCCUUGCGGACCAAGAGCGCAUCUCUCCGGCAGCCAUUAAGAAAACCACCCUGGACAAAGUGUUGCAGCAACCCGGAGUCGCAGUCGGCGGAGACGCCGGCGGGAACGGCCGGUCGGGCCUCAACCUCUUCAACAACCGCACAUCUGGGAUCAAAAAGAAGAACUGAGAGCAGAGAGACGCCGAGAGACAGACAUGCUGCAGGUUCACGCCUAAACAGGCAGACUCACAAACGGGUCUCCAAGCCCCGUCCAACCGUAGGAUUUAAACUGGACUCAGGACUGCUUUGAAAACAGCCAACAGAUCCAUUUCUGGUGUUAUUUAUUCAUACGAGAGCCAGGAACACAUACAUUUCACACAGGCACAGGAGUAUUCUGCACAGCUGGCGCCUCCUACUGUGACUAUACAUGAACACAAGUCCAGUUGCAGUGCUUCUCAAUUCCAGUCCUCAGCCCCCCCUACUCUGCAUGUUUUAAAUGUACCUCUACUCCAGAGCAGCUGAUUCAAAUGAUUUCAUGACCAUCAAGUGCUGCAGAAGCCUGUUAAUUACCCACAUAUUCAAUACAGGUGUGUGGCAGAAGGGAAACACCUAAAAGAUGCAGGGCAGGGGGGGCGUGAGGACCGGUAUUGAGAAACACUGAGUUAGAGGAACCAGAAGAAUCAGCUGUCUUACAGCCUUAUACUUCCAUCAUGUUCCACAUUAACUCCAGAUUUUUACUUUUGGCAUAAAGUUAACAGAGACUGAACACGUUUUGAUCAUCCAAUGAUAUGUCAGGGAUUUUGUCCCCUGUAGAAAAACAAAACAAACAGAUGUUUUUUUUCUGUCAUGUAACACUAAUUUUGUCAUCCUAUGAUUUCUCUGAAAGCCCAAAGAGAAUUUUUAUGUUUUCUUUUCAGCAAAUGUGAUGUAAUUACCUAUAAGUGCUACAAUAAAGCUUAAAUAAGGUAAAUUUAAAA
This is a messenger RNA of Gambusia affinis (western mosquitofish), 1921 nucleotides long. It is a transcript of the gene pycr1b, whose product is annotated as pyrroline-5-carboxylate reductase 1b. The coding region runs from base 159 to 1133 and encodes 324 amino acids. Gene Ontology annotation, biological process: L-proline biosynthetic process. Lineage: Eukaryota; Metazoa; Chordata; Actinopteri; Cyprinodontiformes; Poeciliidae. Gene Ontology annotation, molecular function: pyrroline-5-carboxylate reductase activity. The transcript is spliced from 9 exons. The record is from RefSeq and is a predicted model, not a curated record.